Molecule: messenger RNA, 1276 nt
Organism: Parus major (Great Tit)
Lineage: Eukaryota; Metazoa; Chordata; Aves; Passeriformes; Paridae
Exons: 2
Coding region: 67-1050 (327 amino acids)
Source: RefSeq, a predicted model, not a curated record
CAGCCCAGAGCAGGGGCUGUCCCAGGGGGUCUCUCCUGCUCUUCCGGGGGUCUCAUCAGUGCUGGCAUGGGAGGAGAUGCCAGCCCAGAGCAGGGGCUGUCCCUGGGGAUCUUUGCUGCUGUCCCAGGGGGUUUCUCCUGCUCUUCCAGGGGUCUCUCCUGCUCUGUCAGUGCUGGGAUGGGAGGAGAUACUGACCCAGAGCAGGGGCUUUUCCUGGGGGUCUUUCCUGCAGUUCCAGGGAGUUUCUCCUGCUGUUCCAGGGGCUGGAUCUGCUCCAAUGCUGCUGGGAUGGGGUUUGCUGCCAGCCCAGAGCUCAGGCUGUCCCAAGGGGUCUCUCCUGCUGUUCUGGGGGGUCUCUUGUGCUCCGUCAGUGCUGGAAUGGGAGGAGAUACUGACCCAGAGCAGGGGGUGUCCUGGGGGUCUCUCCUGCUGUUCCAGGGGUUGUGGCUGCUCUGUCGGUGCUGGGAUGGGAUUUGCAGGGAGGAGCUGCAAGUUCCUCCCCAAAUCCCAGCACCCCAUCGCAGCCCAGUGCCCGGGCUCUGCUGCCACUGGGGUUUUUUUGGGAUGCUGGGGCCGAGCCAGGGCAGCUGCUGUGCUGACUGUGGCCUCUCCUGGCACAUCCAAUGGCCCUGUCCCCGUUCUGGGGCUAUUUCCAGCUCACAAACACCCAGGUCAGGGCACGACGUGACCUUUGGGCCACUCCAGUCCUGGAUGGGGCCCUGGACGGGGCCAGGGCAGAUCCCUUUGUACCUGGCACAGCCAUCAGGGCAAUGCUCUGUCCCAGGGGAUCCUGAGGGUCCCGACAGCUGCUCCUGGGGCUCCUCCUGCAUCCGGCAGCGCUGGGGCCGGAGCAGGGACAGGCCGGGCUGUGGCUGUGUCCAAACAGCCGCAUUUGUCAUUAACCACAGGACAAAGCCAGGGAAAUGCUGCUGGCCCCAGCUCAGCUCACAGCAGGGGCUGCACAGGAGAGUCCCACGGGGCUGUGACGUGUCCCACAGGGCUGUCAUGUCCUGGAGUCUGGUACAUCCUGGGGGUCCCACAGGGCUCUGACACAUGUCCUGAGGGUCCCACAGGGCUCUGACACAUCCUGGGGGUCCCACGGGGCUCUGACACAUCCUGAGGGUCCCACGAGGCUCUGGACAUGGAAGGUCCCACAGCUCUGUCAUAUCCUGGGAGUCCUGUGGACCUCCAGCAUAUUCCAGAACUUCCACUGGGCUCCACCACACCCUGAGGGUCCCCCAGGGCUCCACCACACCCUGAUUGUCCCCUGCUGUCC